Molecule: messenger RNA, 3505 nt
Organism: Lineus longissimus
Lineage: Eukaryota; Metazoa; Nemertea; Pilidiophora; Heteronemertea; Lineidae
Product: cyclic AMP-responsive element-binding protein 3-like protein 3
Exons: 7
Coding region: 381-2054 (557 amino acids)
Biological process (GO): regulation of transcription by RNA polymerase II
Cellular component (GO): nucleus
Molecular function (GO): DNA-binding transcription factor activity, RNA polymerase II-specific; RNA polymerase II cis-regulatory region sequence-specific DNA binding
Source: RefSeq, a predicted model, not a curated record
UUAUGUUUUGAUCAGGAAUGUUUUCACAAACUGUCAAUAUUUGCCUCCUUCUGAUUCACAAAACCCUGGAUCAAAUCUGUCCGAUUAUUCUCAAUAGUGUAUAGAAUUUCUAGAACACGAUAACUUUUGAAGACAAGCCAACACAUUUGAGAAAGUGGUAACAACUGAUGGUAUAAAAAAGUUCAGAUCUCGAAGUGUUGAGGUGGCAGAAACUUUCUAUACCCAUACACAGGCCAUUGUCAUUGUGUACAUAGGUCGUGUGUACAUGGCUUUGGAUGCAUGACACGCUGGCAUCUUGGUGUUGGAGGUUAUUGAGUGGCGAUUAAUCCGGAUAGGUUGAAUUCAUAAUAUUGUGACAUUUUCCACCCCCGGCUGUUGAGAUGGCAGUUGAGGCUACGCUUUCAUCUCGACAAGGCGAGGACAUUCUGGACCUUUUAUUUGAUAACGAUGGUGGGAUUCUUUCCGUAGACAUGAAGCAGUCGGAUCAAGAUGCAUUUGGAUUGUCUGAACUGGGAAAUUUUGACACAUAUUCAGAAGAACUAUUCACGUCUUUGCUAGACACCGACCUUCAUGGUUCGAACCAGUACCUCCCUGGAGAUCAGAGUCUCGGCUCACCUGGACACAGUGAUAGUGGGGUGUCCUCCGGUGGUCCAGUAUCUCCUCCAGAUAGUCUCCACUCGGCAAAGAGUCCUGGGGAACAGUCUGAUGCAACGCUAGAUGAUUCAACACUCUUUGGGACAGAGGAUUCUGCACAAUUCUUUGGGACAGAAGAUUUACAAGUGAUGGACACAAUUUCAUUUGAGACAUUAGACACAUCUUGCCUUGGGAUUGAUGGUAGUGAUGAACCUACUGAGAUUGGACUUGAUGCGUCUGUUUAUGCGGAUGUCUCAAUUGUUGACAUGGGUAUGAAUAUCGAAACGGUGACCAGAUUGCAAAAGGAUGUGUCGUCAUCUGAUGAAGACUUUACAACAUCAACCGGGACAGUCCCUCAGGUGAUCAAAGUGGUUAAUAACAAUGACAAGUCUGGUUUGCCAUUCACUAUGCAGGAUGUACAGAAACCUUUCCUCCAGCUUGUGCUGACAGAUGAAGAGAAGGUUCUCCUGCAGAAGGAAGGUGUCUCACUGCCAACAGAUCUACCUCUCACCAGGGAUGAAGAACGGGCCCUCAAAGCUGUCAGGAGAAAGAUACGAAAUAAGAUUUCAGCCAAAGAAAGUCGUAAGCGAAAGAUGGAGUACAUGGGUGGUCUGGAGGGCCGGGUUAAAUCCUGCACGCAGCAAAAUCAUGAAUUACAGAAGAAGGUCAAACAUUUAGAAAACCAAAAUCAGUCACUAUUGCAACAACUGAAGAAGCUACAGUCCCUGUUCAAAGUAACAACAGCCAGUCGGCCCGCACAAGCGAGCACGUGCAUGUUGGUCCUUGUCAUGUCCUUUGCCCUGCUUAUAUUCCCAAGCAUUAAUCCAUUCUCGAGAAAUGAUUCGCUACCCCAACUGAAGGUUAACCAUCAGCCAAUGAGAGGUCGCUCGAGGAGUCUGCUGCACGACAACGAAGUUAUCAGUGAUCAAGAUAACCCCUACGGCAUCAGCUUCAAGCCAUCGCCCCCGUGGGAAGUGCCUCCUAAAACACCCGCCAUACAUCCACCCAUGUACUCAGAGGCCAAGGAACAUAAAGACAAUGAGACCAAGUCUGACAAUGACAAUGACACUGAAAGUGAGAAAAAAAAUACCGAUAUUCAUUUGGAAAUUGUCGAGAGGAAGUCGGAAAGUAACAAACUUGGUGAAUCUUCAGACAUUGACAAUUCAUUAGAAAAGACCAAGUCUGGUGGUGAAAGUUCAAACGUUCCUUUUGUUAGUCGUGGUGAAGAGGAUGAAAUAAACAUUCAGGGAGAACAUGUGGAAUCUGAUCAAAUCGCAGAUGAUGUAAAAAGUGGACCAGAUGUUCCGAUGGAUAGACUUGAUCUUAAUUCAAAUGACCUCCCAGUCAAGAGUCAAGAACAAGUGAAUUCAGCGAUUCUAGCCGAUGACACUGUCAACCAUGCAUCAAAAAGAGACCUCUGAUUCUAUUGUGUGACCUGGAAAAUAUACUGUUUUAAUUUGAAUAACUCUUGUACAAAAGACUGGUAUCUUAAUUGUGAGAACUUUUGAAUUGAUCAUGGACAAAAUAUCAGGAAGUCUGUUUUGAAGUUCAGUUUGCAAAAAAUGCGGUACAAUAUCAUAAUGAGUGCAGGUUUGAUUUUAAACAUCCUACAUGUAGUAUAGGCAAGAUUUUUAGUCUCGGUGAUGUAGGAGAGUCCACAUCGUUUUUGGUCCACAUGUAGGAGAACAACCUCCUGGUGAACUUUCUAGUUCAAUAAAUUUCAAGCUUAGGCAUGAUUUAAGCUCAGCAUGUUUGUAGAAAUUAUGAAAAAUGAAAAUUGUUAACUCAGCUAAUCGAAGCAAACUCUUCUGAAGAGGUUUUUUUGAGUUGACUUGGUACAUCUUUCAUACUUUUGAAUAUAAAGAAAAUUGCAUGAAAAAAAACCACAGUAUUUUCUAGGUUAUUUGUGGCUUGAAUGGUGGUGCUGCUGCCUUGAUGAUGCACAGGCAUGUGUACUUUUGAUAGUAGUGUCUGCCUUAGUUUGUGCAAGUGUGAAAAUUGUUGUCUAUUGUAGUUGUAAAUACUGGGUUAUGUGUGCAAUGGAGGGAGGGGGACGAUGUCAAGUACUUGUAAAAUUUUGGGUGUAUACAAAUUAGGGAACAAUUCAAAUCUGACCAGUCUGCAAAGAUUCUUCACAAUGAUUGGAAAUGAAGUGUUUCAUCAUAAAGUGAGAAAUCAAAUAUAGUCGAACCCCCACCCCAUCUGGUCUUCAUUGAAUACAGUAUUUGCUGCUUUCAAAUGAAUUAGAGCACUUAGCAAUAAACUGUCAAGUGUUCAGGGGUAAACAAAAUUUCUUUAUCAUGUUGAUAACCAAUUGAUAGUGACUAUCUACAAUGUAUAAUAUUCUCCUGCAAAGCAGUUUACGAGACAUGGUAUGGAUUAAACUCUCAAUUCGAAUUGAGGAGCUUCUUGUUUGCUUGUUUUGUUUACACAAGAUUUUAUUUUUGUAUGCAAUCGUCAUCUCAGCAUGACUGAAACUGUGAGAUCUGUUAUGACGAGUAGAAAAUGAUACUCGUCCAACUGGAUGGAUUGGUUUAGGUCAUUUCUGGCAAACUUUUGGGGUAUUUUCGUUCUCGGUCAACCUUGUUUUGUUUUGAUCAUGAAUUUGUGCCCUGCAUGCCUCUACAAGAUGUUAGGAGCAGUGUUGCAAUUCUAAAUGGAUUUUUUCCAAAUAUCGGGAGAGAGAAAACGUAUAUGCAGUUAAGGACGCCCUAUUGUGAUCCCCAAACUGUUUGGAUGAGCCCCAUUAUUUGGAAGACCACUUUCACAUGUAUCUAAUGUACAUUUGUAGUGUUGUGCAGGUAGCUCUGCUCAGUUGUUGAUGUAGUUCUCACUAUCGUGCAAAUUAAAGACGGUUGUAAUAGAAGUACUA